Molecule: messenger RNA, 2103 nt
Organism: Anthostomella pinea
Lineage: Eukaryota; Fungi; Ascomycota; Sordariomycetes; Xylariales; Xylariaceae
Source: the annotation of a GenBank genome assembly
AUGGAAGCCUGCGGUGUCCUGUGCCAGGCUGGGGCGAAAUGCGCCACCGCAUUUCAGCUGCGUCUCAACCCAUAUCUCUUGAAUGUCAUUGAACGCAUCGGUUUCAUAUCGCAACAAAGCAAGUCAAGCGAGCGCUAUUCUCGCCUCUUUGAUCGGUCGUCCGCGCUCAGAUUCUUGCUUCAGUCCAGCGUUAUCAGGGUUAUUCCGCCCUCCCUAGGGCGGCCACCGACGCAAGCCCAGCUGCAGGAGCAAAGCUUCAGUCUGCGCUAUAUCCCAGCGGCUUACGCCAUGGGUCAAGACCAAUACUAUGCGACGGAUCUCGCAACGACGUACCGGGACCUGUACCGGGCCAAAUUCCGGGCCGACGUGCAGGCCGACAUCUCGACGCCGUUCCUGGUGCCGCUGCACUUCCUCGGCGUCUGGAUCGUCCCGACGCUGUACCUAGCCAUCCCGCACAAGAACCGGCCCUGGCUAUACCGGGCGCGGUGGCUGGUGCUCGCGUUCAUCGUCGCCUUUCAUGCGCACAUGCUCCGGGACGUGGCGAGCUUGAACUUCGCUUCGGCUUACGGCACCGGUUUGCUGGCCGUGUGGGCGACGCUGUGGAAUUUCACACUGUUGAUUUGGACGAGGCCGCAGUGGGAUGCGAAGAGGGUGGACGUUAGGAGGAAGAAGGGGUACCAGCGGAAUGCUUCUCAACCGCCCGAGGCGAACGGACAUGCCCCUGGAACCAGACUGGAGGAGCAACCGAGAACCGCGGAGACGUCAGCUCGAGAGACGAAUGGCCAUGCUGGGUCCGCAACCAAAGGCGAUGCAGUUCAGGAACUAAGACAACGGCAGGCCAAAUAUGAAUCAGGCACUGCAUCCUCUCCAAAAGGUGCUGCUGGGGUGCCAGAAGAGUCUAAAGGGGUCUCAGAUGCAAUCGCUUUCGUCCUAGAACGUGAAGACAAUGCAUCGUCAGACCAAGAGCCAGCACUCGAUAUAGACAAGAUGGCAGCCGAGCAGGAGUACGAGUAUUACUGGCAAGAAUACCCUGCGGAUGCUCCGUUCCGGACUCGUCUGGACUGGUCCUUUGACAUCGUUUCCACGAUGCGCAUGACAGGUUGGAACUGGGCACCACGCUGCCUGCCGCCCUUCCGUCUACCUCCAAGCAUAGGAUCCUACCAACUGCCCCUAGACUUCGGGCCCCACGAAAGCAGACAAGGCUUCACGCGCACGCUCUCGCGCCGCAAGCUGUUCCUCCAACGCUUCUUCCUCAACAUCGUCCCCAGCUACAUCAUCGUCGACUUCUGCGCCGCUCUCAUGACGGCAGAUCCCUACUUCAUCCUCGGACCCGAGCACGGCGUUCCGCUCCCGCCACACCUCACAGCCAUGCACCCGCUGACGCUCUCCCUCCGCCGCACGGCGCUCUCCUUCGUGGGCGUAUUCACCGCUCUGCAGCUCGCCUGGAACCUCGGCGCCCUGGCGCUGGCCUUCCUCUGCCGGCCCGUGCUCGGCUUCCGCGCGCACCCGUGGCACCUACCAACUUUCGGAGGGUCAUUUACACAAGUCCUCGACCGCGGCCUGCAGGGGUUCUGGGGCGCCUGGUGGCACCAGACGUUCCGGUUCGGCUUCGCGGCUCCGACCAACUGGCUGCUUGCACACGGGUACAUCCGCAAGGGCACGCCCGCCUCGACGCUCGUCGGCGCCGUGCUGGCGUUCGUGCAGUCCGCCAUGCUGCACGGCGCGGGCAGCUACAGCACAAUACCACAAACACGCUGGUGGCUGCCGCCCGUCUUCUUUGCGCUCUCGGGCGUCGGGACCGUGCUGCAGUCCUCGCUCGCGCGCUCUGCAAUCCUUAAACCGCGCAUUGCGGCGCUGCCGCGGUGGGUCAGAAGGGCGGGGAACCUGCUGUUCGUGGCAGCCUGGCUGUGGGCGACGAGCUGGGCGCUGGUAGACGACUUUGGUCGCUGUGGGCUUUGGAUGUACGAGCCGGUGCCGGUCUCGCUGGCGCGCUGGCUUGGGUUUGGGGGCCCGGCUGAUGGAAGGGUUUGGAGGUAUGAUGGGGAUUUUUGGCCAAGGUGGUAUGUCGGGGCGCGGUGGUGGGAGAGGGGGGUUGCGAUUUAG